This is a messenger RNA of Pogona vitticeps (central bearded dragon), 1154 nucleotides long. The record is from RefSeq and is a predicted model, not a curated record. Lineage: Eukaryota; Metazoa; Chordata; Lepidosauria; Squamata; Agamidae.
AUGCUGCCUUCCACUGAGGCAGCCCCCCGGGCCCCCCCCAGCCCUGAUUUUGCCCCCUGGGGUCUCCUCUUCAGAGGCCCUGGUUGCAAGGACAAGGAUCGGGCCCAGCCCUUCCUGGCCUCAGAAACCAGGCCCUACCUAUCCAGACCGCUCCGAGAGGGAGCUGAGGUGGCCGAGGGGCCCUGGAACCGGGAAGGCCUUCCGCCCCCCCAUCCCACCUGGGGUCCCAGGGUGCACCGCUCCCUCGGCCCUUCUUCCGCCCGCGAGGCCCAGAGCCGGGAAGGGAGGCGGAGGAGCGCCGCCGGCCCGGAGCCGAGCGAGCCCAAGGCGGUCGGUCCUCGGUGGCGGGCGCGGCGCCUGACCGCUUCGCGGAGCCUCCCGUGCAAGACAACCGAGAGGAGGAGGAGGAGAGCCGCCUUCGAGCAGGGUCGCCUUGAGCUCCCUGACGAAGAACAACGUGGUGAAUGCCACUUAACUAUCAAGCGGCCGAGGCCGGAUCCUUCUUCCUCCUCCUCCUCCUCCUCCAAGGAGGAGGGCCUCAAGGGUGGGCUCCGCUUCUCGUUCCAGGUCCAGAUCCUCAAAGGGAAAGACAGCGGCAAGCUUGGGCUGGUGGCUGAAGUCGUCCGGCAGCGGAACUGGGUGGUCGUGCAAGGCCUGAACGUGCACUACUGCUAUCACGGGAGGACCUCCACCGACCCUGGGAUGCUCGUGGCCAAUGAAACCCCGCUGCUGGUGAGGGAUGUCUCCCUGGUGGACCCCACAGACAAGCAGCCCACCGAAGUAGAAUGGCGUUACACCGAAGAGGGUACGCGAGUGCGCGUCUCGCUCAGGACUGGCAGGAUCAUCCCCAAGCCCAUUGAAGAGAGGGAGGACGGCAUCAUUCCGGAGCAAUGGAUAGACGGCCGCAAGGACACACCUGCGAAGGAGGCUUUGGAGAAGACCUACGUCCCUUCCCUGAAGACUUUCCAGGAGGAAAUCAUGGAACUGAAAGGCAUUGUGGAAACCCGUCGCUUCAAGAAGUCUUACUGGUAUUGAUUCGCCCCUUCGGCUUGGGCGGCGAGCGGCGGCUUCCAUUCCGGCCUGAAGGUCGGCCCCUUCGCUCCUUCCGCCUGGCGUGGCUGCCGCCUACAUAAAGGGCCUUCUCUCCCUCUUCA